Tetrapisispora phaffii CBS 4417 is the source of this 462-nucleotide messenger RNA. RefSeq names its product Dap1p (gene DAP1). NCBI's taxonomy places the organism in Eukaryota, Fungi, Ascomycota, Saccharomycetes, Saccharomycetales, Saccharomycetaceae. The transcript has a single exon. The coding region runs from base 1 to 462 and encodes 153 amino acids. The record is from RefSeq and is a predicted model, not a curated record. Gene Ontology annotation, cellular component: endomembrane system; membrane.
AUGUCCUUCUUAACUAAUUUAUUAUUUGGUGGUGUUAAAACUAGUCAAGAUCCUACUGGUCUAUCGGGUACCACUGAUCCAAACAUUUUGAAUUCAAAUAGUCAAUCAGAACCAAUUGUCGAGGGUAUUUUUUAUCCAAGAACUUUAUCGAAGUACAAUGGUCAUGAUGAUGAAAAAAUAUUCAUUGCCAUAAAGGGUGUUGUAUAUGAUUGUACUCAAGGUCGCCAAUUUUACGGUCCUAGUGGACCUUAUUCUAAUUUUGCUGGUCAUGAUGCUUCAAGAGGUUUGGCUUUAAAUUCCUUUGAUACAGAUGUUGUUAGAGAUUGGGAUCAAGCAAUUGACGAUUUAGAGAACUUAAGUGAAGCUGAGAAAAAUGCUUUAGAUGAAUGGGAACAACAUUUCAUUAAUAAAUAUCCUAAAAUUGGUACUUUAGUUCCAGAGGCUGGUGUAAAUGACAAAUGA